UCUCUAUUAGGGAAACAAGGCAAGAAAAACAAAUAACAACUAAAAAGGCCCCAUUUUCCCCCUCGGCACCACCACCACCACUCCACAAUGGGAACCAUGAAGCUCUGCCUAUUUCUCCUCCUCGUCGCCGCCGUCUCCCCUCUUUCCUUUGCCUAUUCCGACUGGACUCACGCUUAUGGUGCCCCCGAAUAUGCUUUCUGGGGCUCAUCCACACCUACGGCAACGAUCGAAGACAACCGACGGCUACUUUUUCAAUAUGGAUUUGCUUAUAAAUACCCAAGAAACAGGUAUUUGAGCUACGAGGCACUCAGGAAGAACAAUGUCCCAUGCGGCCAUCGUGGUAGAUCUUACUAUGACUGUAAUCAGCAUCAGAAGGCUAACCCUUAUCGUCGUGGCUGUACCGCCAUCACCGGUUGCGCUCGAUUCACCGAUUAAAUUUUUUUAGAAAAUGAUAUAUGGGAUUAUUGUUUUUAUUUCUUGAUUAAAUGGGGGGUUGGUCUGAUUGUUUAGUGGCUUUUUUAUUUUUUUAAAUCCUGAUGUUUGAAAUAAAUUAUGUUCUUUAAAUGAAUUGGAAAUCCUAACUUGGUUCCAAUUUUAUUUAUUUAUUUCUUGAUUGUAAGU
Molecule: messenger RNA, 621 nt
Organism: Benincasa hispida (wax gourd)
Lineage: Eukaryota; Viridiplantae; Streptophyta; Magnoliopsida; Cucurbitales; Cucurbitaceae
Source: RefSeq, a predicted model, not a curated record